AUGGAUGCGGGUGCUCUUGCUACUUUUUCUAAGUGGCUUCUUGAUAUCGGGGAUGGCAAAAUUAAUGAGUCAGAUAGUGGGGAUGUGGAGAUAGAAAUUCCGGAUGAUUUAUUAAUUAAUACAAGUGGAAAUCCUAUUGAAGCAAUAGUUAAAGAAAUCUACGGAGAACAAUUUACAAGGAGGACUGACCCAAAAUUCUUUAGUGAAAGAGCUAUUCUAAGUCCAAGAAAUGACGAUGUUGAUAAGAUAAAUCAGUUUAUGCUUACUAAGCUUCCAGGUGAGGAAAGACGAUAUCUUAGCUCUGAUAGUAUUGAAACGUCUGAUACGAGCGGACUUGAUGAUAUGAUCUACACUCAGGAAUUCCUAAACAGUAUUCAAGUUUCUGGACUGCCAAGCCAUGUUUUGACUUUGAGAAUAGGAGCACCUNUGGAGAACAAUUUACAAGGAGGACUGAUCCAAAAUUCUUCAGUGAAAGAGCUAUUCUAA
This is a messenger RNA of Camelina sativa (false flax), 486 nucleotides long. The record is from RefSeq and is a predicted model, not a curated record. Lineage: Eukaryota; Viridiplantae; Streptophyta; Magnoliopsida; Brassicales; Brassicaceae.